Molecule: messenger RNA, 998 nt
Organism: Linum trigynum
Lineage: Eukaryota; Viridiplantae; Streptophyta; Magnoliopsida; Malpighiales; Linaceae
Source: the annotation of a GenBank genome assembly
CUCCCACAGCUUUACUUCUCACAGUGGCCAAAACCCCAAUCCAGAAGGAACACAAGAAAAGCAAGUUAGUUCUAGUGGUUCAACUCCAAAAACGACGUCCCUUUCCUCCAUUCCUAUAUUCUCCUUGCUACCAAUUCAUAAAUAAAUACAGUCGCAAGCUAGCUCGCAAGUAUAUACCAAUCAAUGAAGAUGGAGGGCGUGAAGCUCGGGAUGUGUCGACUGCAGGUUGUAGCAGUAAUGAUGAUGUUGGUUCCAGCGUUGAUCACGGCGCAGAUUAGCACGCCGUGCACGGCUUCGAUGGUGACCAGCUUCACGCCUUGCGUCAACUUCGUGACGGGGAGCAGCGGCAACGGAGUAUCGCCGACGGCCAGCUGCUGCGGUGCGCUCAAGGACGUGGUGGCGGCGAGCAUGGACUGCGCCUGCCUUUUGCUCACCGCCAACGUCCCCAUUCAGCUGCCCUUUGGCCGAACUCCCUCCGUCUCCCUCCCCAAGGCCUGCAAGAUGGGCGUCCCCCUGCGCUGCAAAGCUUCUGGAUCUCCUCUGCCAGCACCUGGGCCUGCCAUUUUGAACCCAUCCUCACCACUUGGGCCUUCAGCGGCGGCAGCAGGCGUAGCCGAUGCGCCAGCUCCAGAUUCCACGGUGACGCUGCCACUGUCACCCGCGAUCCCGCCGGAAGCAGACAACCCCACGGGCGGGGCUCGACCUGUUGUGAACGCGGCCUCGGCGUCUCUUCCAUCACACGAUGUGCUAUCCGCUGCUUCCCUGCUUAUAGCCAUGGCGAUCCUACUCGUGACUUAUUAUUGUUUCUGAAGAAAAAAUCCAACGGAGAGACAUUUCUAAUUCUGUUGCCUUGUCGAUUUAAUUCUACCUAAAGUGGAAUUUUGUUUGUUUGUUUGUGUGUGGAACACAUAUGGUUAUCUAUGGCACAAUUGUUUUGGUUACCAAAUUAAGAGGUGAAAAUAGAAAAUGGACUAACGCAAUACAAAUAUUUUAUCCCU